Vigna angularis (adzuki bean) is the source of this 1355-nucleotide messenger RNA. RefSeq lists its product as uncharacterized. Lineage: Eukaryota; Viridiplantae; Streptophyta; Magnoliopsida; Fabales; Fabaceae. Bases 401 to 1096 code for a protein of 231 amino acids. The transcript is spliced from 2 exons. The record is from RefSeq and is a predicted model, not a curated record.
UUUAAGUUUCUUCAGCUAAAUUUAGUCAAGUCAAAUCAAAUCAUAAUUGGGAAACAUGGUGGAAAGCAUAUACUAAUUAUACUAAUAGUGUCGGUAUUAAUUUCCAUUUCCCAAUUUUUAUUCAGUCAGAAAAAAUGGAUUUAAUUAUAGUUUUUGCAGAUUUUACGAGUUAAAAGAGCAAUGGGGAACCUCUGUAUCUUUACUUGCCAUGGAGGAAAAAAGAAGGUUUUGUGAGUGGAAAGGUCAAGGUGGGCUGGAAAAAGACAAGGGUAGGUCUGAGUGAAAGGAAAGAAGAACCAAUCUGAAUUCACUAAGAUUAUAAAGUUUUGGUGUUGGGUGUUGGUUAUGUUGUGAGGUAAGUGAUAUGUGAACAGUAAAGUUUGAAAAUUGAAGAGGCAGCAUGGAAGUAGAUGAACUGGACUACGUGUUGGUGCCUCUGGGUGUGUUGGUGUUGGGAAUCUAUCACGUUUGGCUUCUCUGCACUAUAAUUCGUUACCCAUCUCACACUGUCAUUGGCUUGAAUGCUCAGUCUCGUUACCAAUGGGUUCUUUCCAUCAUGGCAGAUCCUCUGAAAAAUGGGGUUUUGGGAGUUCAAACAAUCCGCAACAAUAUCAUGGCAUCUACCCUUCUGGCUACAACAGCAAUAACUCUUAGUUCACUUAUUGGCGUUUUUGCAAGCAAUGAAUCAGAUACCAAACUAGUUUAUGGCAACAAAACUUCCCUUAAUUCUUCAAUCAAACGCCUCUCCAUCUCACUAUGCUUCCUCGUUGCAUUUCUAUGUAAUGUGCAAUCUAUCAGAUACUAUGCACAAGUGAGCUUCUUGAUCACCACACAUGCACUGAAAGGUCAGAGGGAUUUUAUAGAAUAUGCUGCAAGAUCCUUAAACCGGGGGAGUUAUGCUUGGUCUCUGGGGCUGCGUGCCUUCUACUUUUCAUUUCCUCUUGUCCUUUGGAUUUAUGGGCCAAUACCCAUGUUUGCUUGUUCCUGCUUCACAUCAUUUAUUUUGUACUUCUUGGACACAACCACUAAAAUCACACGAGAUCUUCACACCAAGUCAUUCAAUAAGAGGGAAACUGGGGACACAGAAGCAUCCUAGUUUCAUAAUUCUAACUGUCCUUGAACUUGAUAAUCUUUUAGCUCGUGGUAAAGUUCAAUAUAGGCUUUCUAUAUUCAUGUAAUGAUACCAUUAUUGGUUAAUUAUAGUACAAAAAGCAAAUUCGUGAGAGUUAAACCCAGAACGGACAAUAUUUUACCAGUGUGGAGAUCUAUGUGUGUUAUCCCUUCUUACACAAUCUUCAUUGAAAAGUAUUUGUAGUAUAUUGAAUUAUUUUGAAGGGAAAAGUUGUUUUUUGUGU